Messenger RNA from Topomyia yanbarensis, 7609 nucleotides. RefSeq names its product protein bric-a-brac 1-like. NCBI's taxonomy places the organism in Eukaryota, Metazoa, Arthropoda, Insecta, Diptera, Culicidae. Gene Ontology annotation, biological process: regulation of transcription by RNA polymerase II. Bases 1494 to 4133 code for a protein of 879 amino acids. Gene Ontology annotation, cellular component: nucleus. The transcript is spliced from 5 exons. The record is from RefSeq and is a predicted model, not a curated record. Gene Ontology annotation, molecular function: DNA binding; protein binding.
CAGUACGGCUGGAACGUGCGGUCGCCGUUGUCUUCUUCGUCAGUGCGAUUUCAAAUGUCGUUGCGUCGGGUAGUGCUAACAUAACGCACCACAACAGUAGGGUAUUCGCGUACCCAAUAGAAGGGUAAAAAAGCAGUACUGAGCAACACAAUAGGACAGGGGAGUGUGUGUGUGUGUUUGUGUGGGUCGCCUCGUACGGUGCCUCUCGCUCUGACGCAGUGGCUGUGUGUAUAAAUGAUUAUUAUAAAUAAUUACAAGUUUUGCAAGUUGGAAAAAUAUUAUUGAGGCAGUUGAAAUAACAACAUCGAGGCCGGUUUGAGCCAAGAAAUAGAACCAGUAUGUGUAAGUGUGGUUGAGUCUACGGUGAAAAGUGGUGAAGAAACGGGGAACAGGCAGAAAGAGAAAAAAAACAUCGAGCAAUAAAAAUUACUAUUGUUUGGAUGGAUUUAUAAUUUUUAUUGUUUGCGUAAUAAAAGUAAAUAACGAAAGAGCACACACAGCGAGUCAGCGUAGCCGAGCUGCGAGGGAAGAACUUGACGGUGAAGUGUAGAUAUUUUCAUGUUUUGGUUGUUUUCGGAUCCCUCGGAGGAAAAAGCAAAAAGAAUAAAAAGAGCGCCAAAACCUUUUAGUGGAAGUAAUGAAUUUUUUUUUUCUGGUAAUUAUAAUUACCAAAAUGAGAAAGAGCAAUUAAAUGGUAUUAGGAAAUAUGGAAAUAAAUCGUGAAUGUGGAAAGGUAAAACCUUGAAGGAGAAGCUAGAGGAAGAAGAAAGGUCAUUAAAAUACGAUUAAGUGACCGAAAAAAACUGGGAAAGUUUGAGAAACAGUGAAUGGUAACAUUCCCUUAAAAUCAUUUCGCGAAAUUAAAUAUUAAGACGGUAGACAACAGAAACGUGUGACUUUACCGACGAAGAAUUUGAAUAGAAAAAUCACCGGAAAACUCAGUGACAAAUUAGCAAAUACCUCCACAAGUGCGUCUCGCAAAGAAGAGUAGUCCAGAACCGGUGCGAGUGCUCGUGCCCCACUAGACAGUAAGAGUCUGAUGACAAUCGUGUGUCAUAAUCAUCACCAUAGCGCCAUCACCGGAUGAAAAGAAGCCGGCUGGCGUGAAUUACGGAAGAAACGAGCGUCAUCUCGAAGCCGCAUGGUGCGCACAAGAAGAAACGUUUUGUUAACAUACUUUCAACAGUAGACAAGUGGGGACCCCCUGCGGCUCCUCGGAAAAGAGUGUUGGUGUGUGGGUUACCAGACUGGGUGCACAGUGCGUCCCACCUGAUAAAACCAAGAGUGUAUAUACAAACAGGAAAUAGCUAAAUCCUCUAUCACGAGUGUGGAUGUGUUUGUGUUAUCCUGGUGCUUGUUUUGAUUAGAACGAGAAAUUCGUCCGAAUUUGUGAAUAGUGUGACGAGAUGGUUCUGAGCGGUACAGUAUUGUUGAAUGCAGUGAUUAGUGUAUACAAUUAACCCAAAAAGAAACAUUCAUCGAAGUAAAAACAUAUGCUCAACAUGCCAUCUGAUACGCCGCCUCCGCAUCACUCGUCUCCCACCGGAUUGGAUUCAUCGGACCGUCGCCCGGCAUCGGUUCCAUCAGCCAUUGCAGGUCUCGUCGGUUUAGGCUUCAGGCGGGGCAACCUGCUGGACAAAUCGGAACCAAUUUUAAAACCCACAAUGAAUCAGAACCAGCAAUUUUGUCUCCGCUGGAAUAAUUACCAAACCAACCUAACCAGCGUGUUUGAUCAGCUGCUGCAAAGUGAAUCCUUCGUCGAUGUCACUCUGGCCUGCGAUGGCCAAUCGAUCAAAGCUCACAAAAUGGUCCUGUCCGCCUGCAGUCCGUAUUUUCAAACGUUGUUCUUCGAAAAUCCUUGCCAGCAUCCCAUCAUAAUCAUGCGCGAUGUCAAGUGGCCAGAGCUGAAGGCAAUCGUCGAUUUCAUGUACAAGGGUGAAAUCAACGUGAGUCAGGAUCAGAUAGGACCGCUUCUAAAAAUAGCGGAAAUGUUGAAAAUUCGCGGUCUGGCCGACGUAAACGGCGAUCAGGAGCUGAAUCAAAUCGGCAACGUGGAGCCGUCGGCAAGCACCACCGAUGAAAAUAAUCCCAAUAACGAAAGCAACAGCAGCAGUAACUUGUCCCGAGACGCCAGCAAAAACGACGGCCGUCUCCAUCACACCGAUCCAUCCCACAACAACAAUAACAACAACAACACUCCAAGUCAUAUGGCUAAGAAGCCACGCACUUCCAGGGAUCGAGACUCGAACCGGGAAUUGUCGGUCCGAGAUUUUCCACGGGAUCUUUCGGCUGCCGCCGCGGCCGCAGCCGCGGCCGCCGCCGUUGAGUGGCCACUAAGUGCCGCACUCGAUACCGUACAUGCUUCCACUCCAAAGAACAACCGCAAACGACGCUGGCCGUCGGGCGAACGUAGCAGCGUCGGCAGCCCGGCCGACAGUACCCCGGACAAUCUGGAAGUGCCGUCGCCGAUUCCACCGACUCCGUCCACGAUGUCACAGCCGGCGUCGACACCGACUCCGCUGGCUCAGUUCCCCAUGCCGCCGGCACUGGACCAGAUGGCAGGGCUGUCGUCGCUGUCCACCAUGACCAACCAUCCGGACGAUAUGGAGAUCAAACCGGGCAUCGCCGAGAUGAUCCGCGAGGAAGAAAGGGCGAAACUUUUGGAGAACUCCCAGGCCUGGCUUGGUGCAUCCACAUCAUCGAUAACGGGCACAACACUACUGAAAGAAGCCGCCUGUACACCACCCACAACCUACGCCGAAAGUUACCAGUACCAGCUGCAGUCCAUGUGGCAAAAAUGUUGGAACAGCCAGAACCUGAUUCACCACCUUCGGUUCCGGGAGCGCGGACCGCUGAAAUCUUGGCGCCCCGAAACGAUGGCCGAGGCCAUCUUCAGUGUGCUGAAGGAGGGUCUGUCCCUCUCGCAGGCAGCCCGCAAAUACGACAUUCCCUAUCCGACCUUUGUACUGUACGCGAACCGUGUUCACAACAUGCUCGGACCGUCGAUCGAUGGUGGCACUGAUCUGCGACCGAAGGGCCGCGGCCGGCCACAGCGGAUUCUACUCGGAAUCUGGCCGGACGACCACAUCAAGGGUGUAAUCAAAAGCGUUGUCUUUCGCGAUGCCAAAGAAAUCAAGGAAGAACCGAUCCUGUACGGCAGACAUUCGCCAUUUCCGUUCCAAGAUAAUCCGCUAAACUAUGCACCGAACGCUAACGGUCAGCUGCCGACAGCUGGUGCCGACGGGAUGACUUCUGAUGCUUUAACCGCUGCAACCGUGGCCGCAGUAAGGCAGCAGAUGUGCAACAUGGUAGCUGCCGCACAGCACCAUCCGGAAGCUGCAGCCAAUUUGGUGGGGUUUAACCUGCCUCCACAUCACACCAAUUUGAGUAUCCACCCAUCGGCAAAUGGAGGGUCCAGUGGUAGCAUUCCGGUUCCUAAGCUAGGAUCUCCUGCCGUCCCAAAUCAAGGACAUGGUAACAACGGAGGAUCCGGGGGCAUUCAAAUGCCUAGACUGGGUUCUCCGGCGGGAUCCAGCAUAGUCACGGCCAAAGAUCACGAUCACCAUGGUUUACCAAACAUCAACCACGGUGGAAACCCAGGCAACACCAGUAGCCACCCCCGUUCUGAAUCAUCUCGCAGCAUCAAUCACUCGUCCGGUGGUUCCAACGUGAACCAUCAUCCGUUGGCUCAUCUGAACAGUGGUAGCCUCAGUAUAACCCGUCUCGGCUCACCUGCUUCCGCUCACGAUCUCCGCAUGACAACACCACCGACGGAGGAAAGCCCGCUCGCAUCCCCGAUGGGGAUGAUACUGGAGCCGGCCGUUAACCUGGCGGUAGGUGGCCAGGGCUCCGAGCUAAACCCACUCGGAAUGCCACCGUACGGUAGCAGUAAAUCGUCAUCCCGAGCGGGUUACUCUUCUUCGUCCUCCCCGCCCCGUCCGGAGCAUCUCUUCCACGAUCAGGAUAUUUCCGAAAUGGUGGCCUCCGCGCGGGGAACGGGCAUUGGAGCGAUGAAUGCCGGCGGUAGCGCGGCUGGUUCUACCGGCAGUUUCAGCAGAGAGUCCCCUCGGCCGGCCCCCGCCGCCGCCACCAGCAUCAAGAUGGAACCGAUGGCCGAGUGCCGCGGAGAGUAAACUUCGGUUGGGUCGCACUUACGUCGAUAGGUUUAGUUUAGUUUCAAUUUAAGCACCAUAAAAGUGGUCGCGAAGGGGAAUUGUUUUUUUUUGUUUGUUUAUUUAUAAAACGAUUUAUCGUUUCGUUUUUUUGUGGGCGUUUAGUUUAAUUUGUAUAUUUUAAUUCUUACAUUUUUGUAGUACUAUCCACCUUUUCCUAUUUUAGUUUACGAGCUGAUUUCACACAUGUUAUUUUUGCAAUAUGUGAUAUAAUUAACUUAAAAGGGUACAUUUUUAAGAGGAAAGCGAUAGAGGUAAACUUUGAGGAAAUUUUAUUUAUUUGUACUGAUAUAACCAUUUGAAAUCGUACUAAAUUCAAACGAUAGUAAGAAAAGAGAUGCGAAAGAGGUAAAAUUAACAUGUUAAGAGAUGUGCAAUAAUUUUUUGGAGGACAAAUUGAAUGGAACUAUCCACAGUAGAAUGUAAACAAAUCGCGAAGCGAUGGUAAUUCAUUGGAGCAUGAAUUUAAAAGUGUUGAAACCAGAAAGUGAAUUUUGAACGUUUCAAUGAAAACAAUUCUCGACAAACAUGAUUACGGCUUAAAAACCAACUGUCAACAUUCUCAUUACUUUAUUCCGAGUUGCCAGUUGUAAAGAUGCGAUGCCCCUGAUGUUUGGACUCACAUUUCGACGGCCUUAAUACCAACAGUGCUGCUUGGCUGUCCGAGAAGAUUGCGAUUUUUGCAUGUCUGUACUUUCGUUUCCUACAGACCUCCGAUCCUGGAAAACUGUAGGCCACUUUCCCAUUGAUAUCGCUUCUUUAACUCUCCGUAGACUCCCGAGCCAGUCAGCUCACCCAUUUUAGAACCAUCCGAUAGAAUUAUAUUGUACCUUGAGGCAGUAUAGGACUCCCUACAUCCCACAUCUGACGAUCCACUAUGUGGACCUCAUAUGAGAUAUCGAAGUUCGGUUUAGCCUCCAUUUUAUCUUGAACUGUUGUCAAGACAGGGUUUAGUUUGAGUUCCUUUAUUAUACUCAGGUGACCAGCUUGGGCGGUCUUUUGCUUAACUAAGUUAAUCGUGGUCUGGCGAUGGUCGUGAAGGACCAGUAGCCAACCUCGGUUUGAGACUCCAAGUUUUCCCGAAGAAUUUACUGCUCGCCCACAGUGCUGUUGUUGCUUUAUUAACGGCGUAUGUCAGGUGCGAGUUCCAAUUCAGUUUUUUGUCUAGGAUAAACACCUAGGUGUUUCGCUUCUUCUGCGUAGUUGAUUGUAGUUCCACUGAGAGUUGGGGGAACCAACUUCAGUUUUUUCCUAUUGGUAAAUGGUACAAUGACUGUUUUUGUAGUGUUCACGUUGAGUCCCUCUUUGAAACACCAUGUCAUGAUGAAGUUUAGGGCUAGUCGAAUCCGAUCGCUUAGUACAGAUUCAUGUUUUCCCCUCACAAUGUCAUCUGCAUAUCCAACAAUCUCGAAACCCAUUUCAGUUAGAUCGAUGAGAAGAUCGUCCACCACUAGUGAUCAGAGCACGGGUGAUAGCACACCUCGCUGGGGACAACCUCUAUUGGCUGUUAUAGUUGCUUUCGUGUCUCCCAACGUUGCUGUGAUCUCUCGACUCUUGAGCAUUGCAAGAAUCCAGUCAUCUAUCGGUUUUUCUCGAGGGGCAAGCACUAAAUCUCCAAUACGACGCAGGCCCAAAAGUAAUACUUAAUUAGUUAUUUUAAGUACCAUUAAGUACCAUAAAGUACAUUAAAUACCCCAAAUAUUUAAAAAUUACGCAUCAAAUUCAUUGUACUUUAAUUACAAAAAAGGUUUUGAGUACAGCAACUUCGUACUUUAAAUACGCAAAAUAUUUUAAUUACCGUCAAUAUGUACUUUAAAUACUUGAAGUACUCACACAUCGACGUUAAUUAAAUUAAGUACCUUAUUAAGUACAACAGAAGUAUUUUUAAAUACUUUCAUUAUUUACUUUAAUUAUAUUAAAAAUAUGUUUGGUAUUUUCAAUACGACGCACUCAAACCUGCUAGUGCUGGCCCCUCGGUUUUUCCACUCCUCUUUUUGCCAGGGCCUUGUGAAUUGAUAUGUAGAACGUAUUAUCAAAAGCACCCUCGAUGUCAAGAAAAGCGCAAAUUGCUAUUUCCUUGAAAUCGAGGGUUUUCUCAAGAAGUGUCACUAAGGUAUGUAGGCCUGUUUCCGUAGAUUUGCCCUUUUGAUAUGUAACCUGACGGGGUCGUUACUCCCAGCACUUAUGAGACCCCCCUCUACACUUCUCAGGGAAGGCUUGCGAUCGCGAACUAUUGCCAAGAAAACGCUUGUUUGACCUUCAAGUAAAAACCCACUAUAUUUCCGGAUAUCGAUGUCACUUUUUAUUCUUCUGUUGGUUGAGCACUUUUCCCACUUUCUUAAGCUACUCCUACCUCGGGUGCCGAUGGUGGCACUACACCUGCUGAUGUUUCGGGGCCCCAUCUGCUACUGCUGCUUCGCCGUCGUGCUUAGUGGUGUUCACAGUUUCGGUCGCAGCUCGCGGGGCGGCCACGGAAUCUACGUUGGUUGUUAACGGCGUCUCGUUGCCUGCAGAAGGACCUUGGUAACCCUGCUGUGCUGGCCUGAAUGUGGUAACGUAUCCAGGCAGCUUUUAGGAGGCCGAUAGGAAUGGCGUCGGCCUUGACUCCGCGAUGGCGGUCGCAACUAUAUUGCGCUUUUAUUAUGGUUGACGGGUCACGAAACUCCGGCGGUCUAGCACGCUCUGGAGGUUUCCUAGGGUAAAACCGAAGGGUUCUGUUGGAACAGUUGGGGUAGGACUUUAAAUAUUGCAGUGGGUACGGUCGGGUUGGUAUGGGAAGUUCUAAUUGGAAGGGCCAUUACCUGGUUGUAUUCUCCUUAUUCGUUUCGAAAGAGGCGUCACUUAAAUGCAAUCACUGCUCAAAACUUUAUCUUCCAGUUAAACUUUUCGUACUGCUUUGCUAGGCGGUUACCAGGCUAAUGGCGUUUUUAGUCCUGGUCGUUCACCUCGAACCUCGACCGUUGACCCCUCAGUCGUCCACAUGUCCCGCCCCAUUCUGUCCUUAUAGUUGUGUGGUUAUCGCCACCCUCCAUGGCCGCCUACUUCCUUCGAUAUGCGCUACCAGUGGUGGGUGGUGGAAACAGCUGCAUGUGAGGGAUGGCUGCGUGCUAUGUGGGUGUUGGGUGGGCUGCAUACCGUUAGAUCUUACUUUUAUUUUCUUGACACUCACUGUACACAAAUAAACACAAAAAUUACGAAACGCGAAAAUCUCAAAAGUCUUGGACGAAACUAAACCACUUGUUACAGAUAUGCAAACUGGUACUUGUUUAGCAGAGCUUUCGAUAAGUGCUCCGUUCGAAUAUAGUGGUCCAGCAGUUUUUCCAUCAGUUUUAGAAGUGUUGAUGUCAAACUUAUAGGUCCAAAGGCCUUGGGUAGUGUCAGGUCUUUUUUACCCGUUUUUGGAAUAUUUUUUCCUUUUUUAUUUCGACUAUGUUAGU